This is a messenger RNA of Centropristis striata (black sea bass), 3069 nucleotides long. RefSeq names its product anosmin-1 (gene anos1). Gene Ontology annotation, cellular component: cell surface; extracellular region. The coding region runs from base 68 to 2089 and encodes 673 amino acids. Lineage: Eukaryota; Metazoa; Chordata; Actinopteri; Perciformes; Serranidae. Gene Ontology annotation, molecular function: protein binding; peptidase inhibitor activity. Gene Ontology annotation, biological process: neuron differentiation. The transcript has 14 exons. The record is from RefSeq and is a predicted model, not a curated record.
UCUCCGGCGGAGCCUGCACGCAGUAUUGUCCGAUCCGUGGAGGGAUUAAAUACACAAUCGCGGGACCAUGUUUUCCAGGAGCCUGAACGUGUGUGUGACCCUGUGUUUGUGGAUUAUGGCGGUAAUGAGCCCGGGAAGUGUGUCCGCGAGGAAGCAGGACGACUCUUUCUUCACUGGCAGUAUUUACCGAGCAAGAUGCGCCUCGAGAUGCCUCAGUCUGCACAUCACUCGCAUCUCCGCUUUCUUCAAGCACUCCCAGAAUAAUGGAUCCUUGGUUUGGUGCCAGAAUCACAAGCAGUGCUCCAAGUGCCUGGAGCCCUGCAAGGAAUCCUGGGACCUGAAGGAAAACCAGUGCCAGGAUUUAUGCGAGCCCCUCUUUCCCAAGAAACACUACGAGUGUCUUACGAGCUGUGAGUUUCUGAAGUCAGUAGAGGGAGUGAAGCAAGGCGACUGUCCGGCCCCAGAGAAGGCCAGCGGUUUUGCAGCAGCCUGCGUGGAGAGCUGCGAGGAAGAUGGAGAGUGUUCAGCCGUGAAAAAGUGCUGCUCUAACGGUUGUGGCCACACCUGCCAGCUGCCUAAGAACCUCUACAAAGGAGUCCCACUGAAGCCGAGGAAGGAGCUUGUGUUCUUGGAGCAGCAGUCAGGGCAGCUGGAGAUCCGCUGGUCCUCCAAGUUCAACAUCUCUGUGGAGCCCGUCCUCUAUGUGGUGCAGCGCCGCUGGAAUUAUGGCAUCCACCCCAGUGAGGACGAUGCCACCGAGUGGCAGAAUGUGGCGCAGACUGCAGAGGAGCGCGUCCAACUGGCCGACAUCAGAGCCAGCAGAUGGUACCAGUUCAGAGUUGCUGCUGUUAAUGUCCACGGGACCCGGGGCUUCACUGCACCCAGCAAACACUUCCGCUCCUCCAGAGAUCCAUCUGCUCCUCCGAGCCCGGCCAGUCUGCGUGUCACCAACGUGACGCUGGGUGACGAAGGCCUGGUGACAGCCCGUCUCAACUGGACCCUGCCAGAGGAGCCCGAUAUCCCCAUACAUCAUUACAAAGUGUUCUGGAGCUGGACUGUGCCCACCAAGUCCAUGGUGCCAUCCAAGAAGAAAAGGAGAAAGACCACCAACGGGGCACAGAGCUGGGUGGAUCUGGAGGGACUGCAACAGAACAGCAGCUACACAGUGGAGCUGCAGGCCGUCACGUACUGGGGACAGGUGCGCCUGAAGAGCUCCAAGGCUUCUCUCCACUUCACCACCUCCCAGAAUAAUGAGUCAGUAAAAUCGGUGAUCAAGUCAAAGAAGGAGGAGAUAUCCCCUCUUGGUUCGACCUUGGCCAAACGCCCCUCCGGCCCUCUGGAAGUAGGCACGCCCUUCUACCAGGAUGGCCAGCUGCAGGUCCGUGUCUACUGGAAGAACCGGGGAGACCCCACCGUGAGUCGCUACCAUGUCCAGUGGAUGCCGGAGUACUGCAGCCACAACGAGACCCGAGGACCGGAGAAAUCCGUCACGCAGGAGAACUACAUCAACCUCCCAGGCCUGCUGUUCUCCUGCAAGUACAAAGUCACUGUUCACAUGUUGAAGUCCAAGAGGCGCUCCAAGGACGAGAGCACCACCUUCCUCACACCGUCCUGUGCUACCAUCCGUAGCAAGACUCACAAACACAUCCCAUGCCCAGGGGAGGGAGCUCCAGGGCUACCAAAGGUUUUGGCUAAGCCAGAGAAUCUGACGGCCUCUUUCUCCAUCAUCGAGGGAAACAUCACCGGCAACUUCCUGUGGCGUGUGUCAAGGGUGGCUCCCCAUCAGCGAAUCACAGGUUUCCAGGUCACCUGGGCCGAGAUCACCACUGAAAGCCGGCAAAACAGCCUGCCCAACAGCAUCAUCUCCCAGUCCCAGAUCCUGCCUCCAGAUCACAACUUACUUGUCGUGUCCAACCUGCGGCCAUCCACAUACUACAGACUGGAGGUGCAGGUCAUAACAACUGGAGGGGAAGGUCCUGCCACUGUCAAGACCUUCCAGACCCCAAACACAUUACCAGUCAUUCAACACCGACCCAGACUCCGGCAGCACCACUCUCACCACCAGAAGCCAUCAGUAGAGAGGCACUGAGCUGCAAGUCGAGGCAAACCCAAUAGGGAAAAGCUCCAGUGGCUCUCUGCUCCUGUCUGUCAGGGAAGGAAUGUGUGGAACCAAACAGAAACACAGCGCACCCGACCAUGAACUGACCCCCCUGCUCGUGAAAUAUGGGUCCAUCUUCUCCAGGCUCCACAACACAUCAGUUAUUCCUUCUUAACCCCUCUGCCUUGACUGAGACAUGUCAGCGGACGGGUUGGUCUGUACAGUGAAAUUCAUACCGCAAGGUCUCAUAUUCUGCGUUGGUUAUAGUAGUACACAGCUCCCCAAACUCAUCCUCAAACUCAUCCGGAAGUUAUGAAAUUCCAGGUAAAAAGACCCAAGAACCCCCCUAAAAUAGUCCAGGUUGUCCUCAUACGCAGCCAGUUAUUAUCAAAAUUAGGUCACGAAUCAGAAGAUGGUUGAACAUGGAUGGAAGGAAAUGCCAGAACUGUAAAACAAUUGUUUAUUCAUGAAGAAAGAAAGGUAGAAAUUCAUCUAUUUAUUAUGUGUUACCCAUUAAAGAGGCGCUUAGGCAAACAGUCAGUACUGAUGGAUAAUGUAACUUAAGUCAUUGUUGUCUAACCCAGAAUAUUUCACAUAGUAUGUUGCAUGUAGUACAUUAGAUUUUUUGAACUGUAAAUGAAUUACUUGCUUCAAAUUGAAAGCUUGUAAUGGUUUUGCAUGACAACCGUUAGCAUUCUGUUGGCAUGAAAUAAUGUCUGUGUUACCUCUUUUCAGUAUGUUAGCAACAUUUCAUUAACAGAUUAACAAAGAAUUAUAUUGGGAGUAAUACGUAAUGUUUAUUAAUGAAAUUAUAACUUGUGUGGAAAUGAUGAAUUGUACAUGUUCUUGGCUGUAGAAAUAUUUGUCGUGGAACAGUCAGUGAAUGUCUAUAUUUAUUUAUGUGUGUAUUACAAAGUUUGGUUUGGAUGUGUGUGAAUGUGUAUGUUUCGUGUGUUCUAGUCUCAAGUUUU